AUACCGGUUGGCAAAACUGACAAGGGGCAGGGCUGGGGAGAGGAUGGGGGUCUCCAGAAUCUGGAAUUAGCUAGCAGCCACGCUUGUGAAUCGUCUUUUCCAAGGAACUAGAGGCCACGGAAAGAAUCAAGAACCAUUAGAGGAGGAAGGUGCUUCAAAGUCCCUUUGGUGGUUGUGCCCAAAAUCUCGCAGCCAACGGACAAAAGGCCAAGGCCAGACUGCCUCCUACAGCAUCAACUGCCCGUCACACUUUUCCCUCCGGUUCAUUUUACUCUUGCGAACUCACAGCCUCCACAGUCUGGUGGCCAGAGAGUCAGGUGCGCCCAGGGAGCAACUACAGUAAAGCCUCGGCUUCGACUUCACAGCAAAGCUUGGCUUAGCAGGGCCUCUUUUCUGGACAUCUUGUGGCCUGCGGAGAUGACUUGUUAUUUCGUGAUACGACGCUACAGGUUAUGAAUACAAACAGCGGGGCUUGGCUCCGGGCUUCCAGCCGCCUCGCGUUGGGGUCUAGCUGUCUCUCCAGAACCCUUCCCGCCCCGCGCCAGAGGGAGGAAGCAAGCGGAAGGGGCGGGUUUUGCGACCGGACGGGAGGCCCCGGCCACCAUGGCUUCUCGUGGGGUCGUGGGCGUUUUCAUUCUGUCUGCUCUCCCCCUGUUGUGUCUGGAGCUCCGGCGUGGGAUCCCGGAUCUAGGAAUUAAAGAUCUGAUUUUGCUAUGUGGCCGGAUCUUCUUACUGCUUGCUCUUCUUACUUUAAUUAUUUCUGUGACUACCUCAUGGCUUAACUCAUCUAAAUCUUCCCAAGUUUAUCUGACAGAAGAAGAAGAGAAGAAUGAGAAAAGGCAAAAACUUGUGAGAAAAAAACAGCAAGAGGCACAGGGUGAAAAGGCCAGCAGAUACAUAGAGAAUGUUUUAAAACCACACCAGGAAAUGAAGUUGAGAAAACUGGAAGAGCGCUUUUACCAGAUGACUGGUGAAACCUGGAAGUUAAGCAGUGGCCAUAAACUUGGGGGUAAUGAAGAUUUGGAAACUGGAAAUAAGACAUCUUUAGAAACAUCAAACAGAGAAGCAGAGAAGAGACGGAACUUGCCUAAGCCUUUAACCAAAGUUUCACCAUCUGCUGAACAGCCUAGGCAGAAAGAGGUUCUUGAUUUACCUGCAGAACCUCCUGACUCAGCUGAAGAAGUAGUUACUGUUGCUCUCCGAUGCCCAAAUGGGAAUGUCAUGAAGAAAAGGUUUUUUAAGUCUUGCAGUUCACAGGUUUUAUUUAACUGGAUGAUGAAAAUUGGGUACCACACGUCCCUAUACAGCCUUUCUACUUCUUUUCCCAGAAGGCCUCUGGAGAUGGAGGGAGAUUUAUCACUGCAGGACAUAGGAAUAACUGUGGAUACUGUACUCAAUGUGGAAGAGAAAGAGCAGAGCAACUAGUCAAGAAAUGAGAACUACCUGUUCUACAUAAAAUCGGUUAUGCCAUGACCUUACUGGACAAUAAAGGAUUCACAUUAAAAUCAUGCCAUACCUUGAUUGAACUCAAAGGAGUAAACACUUUGAUAUCCAUAGGGGAUAGAUAGACAUAAAGGAUUAGAAAAGGAUUGCUCUCUGUAUGUAAUAGUUUUUUUGGUAACAUGUCAUCUUAUACCAAAUAAGAAUAAUGUAAUAAUGUAUAUAACAACAUAUUCAAUAAUUUCUGUUUUUCCUAGCUGACAUCAUUUAACAGUAUGUUGAAAGCAAAGUCAUACUGACUAGUAUCUGCUCUUUAGUCCAUCACAAUUCAGGACUUUAAUUCUGCUGGCCAACACCUUGACUGCAGCCUAAUGAGAGACCUUGAGUCAGACCCGCACAGCUAAGCCCCUCCUAGAUUCUGACCCACAGAAAUUGUAGGGAAUAAUGUUUUUGCUAUUGUGUUUUGGGGAAAUUUGUUAUGUAGUAAUAAAUAACUAGUACAGGAAAUAUUCAGGGCUCUUUCCCCAACCAGAAGUUCUUAAGAGUGACUCUCUUUUCUGAUGUAUUGUUUGGUUUCUCUAGUUGUUGAUAUCUCUAAUCAGGGAUCCUUUCAAAGACUCAGUAAAGCUUCCAGCCAUCAUUCUAUGACAGACUCAAAUGAAAAUAGGUAUGGACAAAAAAAGAAAAUGAACAUUUUGGGGCCUCCCUCGUGACGCAAAGGGUUAAGUCUCAGCACUAUGCAGCUAUCUGCAGCCAUUGCAGCACCAGUUCGAUCCACGGCUAGGGAGCUAACCCACAUGGCACAUCACACCUGUGCCAUGCUCCCCUCAGCAGUGUAUUUCAGUAGAUAUGCCUGUUCUGUACCCCACUCUGACUCUGGUGAAUCCUCACACCUCUGGCCUAUACCCCAGUUUUUGUGUGCAUACAUAAUCUUUAAAAAAAGAAAAUGAACAUUUCCACCUGUUCUGAUCACAAACUUUCAUAAGCUCUAUUUUCAGUUGUCCAACCACAUCCAUUUCCAGUAAUUUGAAUACAGAAACUGAUGCAUUAAAUAAAAAACUUUAUUAUCUUUUAAGCAGCCAAAAUUAGUAGUUCCUUAAAUUUGUGGAAUAAAAAUCCCUUCUGUGUGUCUGGUUUCUUUUUUA
Molecule: messenger RNA, 2585 nt
Organism: Talpa occidentalis (Iberian mole)
Lineage: Eukaryota; Metazoa; Chordata; Mammalia; Eulipotyphla; Talpidae
Gene: UBXN8
Product: UBX domain protein 8
Exons: 8
Coding region: 604-1425 (273 amino acids)
Cellular component (GO): endoplasmic reticulum; nucleus
Molecular function (GO): ubiquitin binding
Source: RefSeq, a predicted model, not a curated record